AAAAUUUGCCGUUCGGUGCUGUUGGGAAUACGGAGCAAAAUUUGCGCGAGUGAAGAAGCAUUGGAAAUGGCGCCAAAGCGAGGAAGAAACCGGUCGCCUUCACCAGACCGGGACGGGAUGUUCACCGGAAUGGUAGUUUUCAUGGUGGACACCGGAGUCCAGCGCCGUCGAUUGCAGAUAUGGAAGGAGAAGCUGGUUCAAAUGGGAGGAGCAGUGAUGGAGGAAGAUCGUUUAACUAAGAAACUCACUCAUGUUCUCGCCAUGAAUCCCCAAUCUCUUGUCGGAAAAUUCAGUAAAGAAUCUCUGUCUCGUUUUAAAGGACGCCUUCUGAGUUACCAGUGGUUAGAAGAUAGUCUAACUUCAGGAGAGAAGGCUGUUGAAGACUUGUACCUUCUCAAAAUUGGCUCUGAAGAGCCAAACAAGUCUUUGCCUGCAAGGAGUGGUAGUGAGGAUCAACCGUCAACUCCAAAAAGAGCUAGGGACUCCCCUGAUUCUUCUGAUACCGUAGGCUUAGAAAGCCAAAAGGAUACACAAGGAUCACCUGGUUCGCCUACUACUAGUUGCAGUGUUCCUUCUGCUAGUGCUAGUCCUACUGGAGAAGGCAGUGCAGAGAUUCCCACUACUACUACUCCACAAUCAGAGCAGCCCACAUCGGUUUACAAACCACCUGAUUUGAACAGAAAUAUCACUGAGAUAUUUGGGAAGCUAAUUAACAUAUACAGAGCUCUGGGUGAUGAUAGGAGGUCCUUUAGCUAUUACAAAGCUAUACCGGUUAUUGAGAAGUUCCCCACUAAGAUUGAAAGCGUUGAUCAGCUCAAACGCCUCCCUGGCAUCGGAAAGUCAUUGACAGAUCAUAUUCAAGAAAUCGUGACAACAGGGAAGCUGUCCAAGCUGGAACACUUUGAAACAGAUGAGAAGGUACGUACAAUCAGCUUGUUUGGGGAAGUUUGGGGCAUUGGUCCUGCUACUGCACUCAAGCUAUAUGAGAAAGGACAUCGCACAUUAGAAGACUUGAAGAACGAGGAUUCACUAACGCAUUCGCAGAGGUUGGGGUUGAAAUAUUUUGAUGAUAUCAGAACAAGGAUUCCACGCCAGGAGGUGCAAGAGAUGGAACAACUUCUACAAAGAGUCGGCGAGGAAGUUUUGCCUGGUGUGAAUAUUGUAUGUGGAGGAUCAUACAGACGAGGGAAGGCUACUUGCGGAGAUCUAGAUAUCGUUAUCACACAUCCUGAUGGACAAAGUCAUAAGGGCUUCUUGACAAAAUUUGUAAAGCGUUUGAAGGAAAUAAACUUUCUUAGAGAAGAUCUCAUCUUCAGUACCCACAGUGAAGAGGGUACUGGUUCAGGCGUUGAUACGUAUUUUGGACUAUGCACUUAUCCUGGUCAGGAGCUGAGGCGCCGUAUUGAUUUUAAGGUUUACCCGAGGGAUAUCUAUGCAUUCGGACUCAUAGCCUGGACAGGGAACGACGUGUUGAACAGAAGGCUGAGAUUGCUAGCAGAAUCCAAAGGAUAUCGACUCGACGACACCGGACUGUUCCCAGCUACUCACAGCUCAAGUGGUAACAGGGGUGGUAAAGCAAGUGCAAGCAUGAAACUCUCCACGGAGAAAGAAGUUUUCGAUUUCCUAGGGUUUCCUUGGCUCGAGCCACACGAGAGGAAUCUUUAAGUAAACUCACAAAGCCUCUUUGGUUCUUGUUUAAGUUAUGUUCUUUUGUAGUUCUGUAAGUAAUCGGUUGUUUUUGUAACUGCAUAUCUAUUCUACUAGGUGUUUUCCUGCACCAUGUGCAGUAAAAAAAUUUU
Raphanus sativus (radish) is the source of this 1799-nucleotide messenger RNA. Its product is annotated as DNA polymerase lambda. The record is from RefSeq and is a predicted model, not a curated record. The coding region runs from base 67 to 1665 and encodes 532 amino acids. Gene Ontology annotation, biological process: double-strand break repair via nonhomologous end joining. Gene Ontology annotation, cellular component: nucleus. Gene Ontology annotation, molecular function: DNA-directed DNA polymerase activity; DNA binding. The transcript has 14 exons. Lineage: Eukaryota; Viridiplantae; Streptophyta; Magnoliopsida; Brassicales; Brassicaceae.